Molecule: messenger RNA, 3853 nt
Organism: Ceratotherium simum simum (southern white rhinoceros)
Lineage: Eukaryota; Metazoa; Chordata; Mammalia; Perissodactyla; Rhinocerotidae
Source: RefSeq, a predicted model, not a curated record
UGCAUGAGUGUGUUUGUGUGUGUGUGUAUGUGUGUGAGUGAGUGCUGUUGGUUAUUUUUUUGGAAGAAAAAUCUUGAAAAUCUGGGGCAGGUUACCGUGCUCUGGGGGUGGUGGUUCUUUUGCAAGAGAGCUGACCAGACCAAGCUACUAGAGACAUUUUUUGGCGAGUAAAGAGAAUUUUCCUCCCAGAGCGAGAGGGAUUUUUCCCCUGGCUCUGCAGCCAGUAAAAGAGAUCAGCCCCUAAACCUGUGAAAUCGACCAGAGCCGUGUGAUUAUCAGGGCUUGAGAGAGGACUCGGGAAGAAAAGGAGAAAUAAAUCAAACAGCUUGUCAGUGCCUUUGGCCACAUUGGAAGAUGUCAUCUCAAACUAAGUUCAAGAAAGACAAAGAGAUCAUUGCCGAAUACGAAGCCCAAAUAAAAGAGAUCCGCACGCAGCUGGUGGAGCAGUUCAAAUGCCUAGAGCAGCAAUCCGAGUCCCGGCUGCAGCUGCUGCAGGACCUCCAAGAGUUCUUCCGCCGGAAGGCUGAGAUCGAGCUUGAGUACUCCCGCAGCCUGGAGAAGCUGGCCGAGCGCUUCUCCUCCAAGAUCCGCAGCUCCCGGGAGCACCAGUUCAAGAAGGACCAGUACCUCCUCUCGCCCGUGAACUGUUGGUAUCUGGUGCUGCAUCAGACCAGGCGGGAGAGCCGAGACCAUGCCACACUCAAUGACAUCUUCAUGAACAAUGUCAUCGUCCGCCUCUCCCAGAUCAGCGAGGAUGUCAUCAGACUCUUCAAAAAGAGCAAGGAGAUUGGCCUGCAGAUGCACGAAGAGCUCCUGAAGGUCACCAAUGAGCUCUACACAGUCAUGAAAACCUACCACAUGUACCACGCGGAGAGCAUCAGUGCGGAAAGCAAGCUGAAGGAGGCCGAGAAGCAGGAGGAGAAGCAGUUCAAUAAAUCGGGAGACCUUAGCAUGAACCUGCUCCGGCACGAGGACCGGCCCCAGCGCCGCAGCUCCGUGAAGAAGAUUGAGAAGAUGAAGGAGAAGAGGCAGGCAAAGUAUUCUGAGAACAAGCUGAAAUGCACGAAGGCCCGGAAUGACUACUUGCUGAACCUGGCGGCCACCAAUGCAGCUAUAAGCAAAUACUACAUCCACGAUGUCUCCGACCUAAUCGACUGCUGUGACUUGGGCUUCCACGCCAGCCUGGCCCGCACCUUCCGGACCUACCUCUCUGCUGAGUACAACCUGGAGACCUCUCGCCACGAGGGGCUGGACGUCAUCGAGAACGCAGUGGACAACCUGGAUUCCCGAAGUGACAAGCACACUGUCAUGGACAUGUGCAACCAGGUCUUCUGUCCUCCACUCAAGUUUGAGUUCCAGCCCCACAUGGGGGAUGAGGUGUGCCAGGUGAGCGCUCAGCAGCCCGUCCAGACAGAAUUACUCAUGCGGUACCACCAGCUGCAGUCCAGACUGGCCACUCUCAAGAUAGAGAAUGAGGAGGUGAGAAAAACCCUGGAUGCCACCAUGCAGACCUUACAGGACAUGCUGACCGUGGAGGACUUUGACGUCUCCGACGCCUUCCAACACAGUCGGUCCACAGAGUCUGUCAAGUCGGCCGCCUCUGAGACCUACAUGAGCAAGAUCAACAUCGCCAAAAGGAGAGCCAACCAGCAGGAAACAGAAAUGUUUUAUUUUACAAAAUUUAAAGAGUAUGUGAACGGCAGUAACCUCAUCACUAAGCUGCAGGCCAAGCAUGACUUACUCAAGCAGACCCUGGGCGAAGGGGAGAGAGCAGAAUGUGGCACAACCAGCAGAAGAGAUGGAAGGCUUAGGCUGCCCCACUUUCCUUGGCUGAGCUGCCCCCCUGCUCCCCACUUUGUGCCCCACCCAGCACUUCAAGGAAGAAGAAAUGCUCGAACCAGGAACCAGGAUUCAGGACAAGCCAUCCCGCUUGUAGUUGAGAGCUGCAUCCGAUACAUCAAUUUAUACGGACUCCAGCAGCAAGGGAUCUUCCGAGUGCCAGGAUCUCAGGUCGAAGUCAAUGACAUCAAAAAUUCCUUUGAGAGAGGGGAAGACCCCCUCGUGGAUGAUCAAAAUGAGCGAGAUAUCAAUUCAGUCGCUGGUGUUUUAAAACUGUAUUUCCGAGGACUGGAAAACCCACUCUUUCCUAAGGAAAGGUUUCAAGAUUUGAUAUCUACUAUUAAACUGGAGAACCCAGCUGAGAGGGUGCACCAGAUCCAACAGAUCCUCGUCACCCUUCCCCGCGUGGUCAUCGUGGUCAUGAGAUACCUCUUCGCUUUCCUCAACCACCUCUCACAGUAUAGCGACGAGAACAUGAUGGAUCCCUACAACCUGGCCAUCUGCUUCGGGCCCACCCUCAUGCACAUCCCUGAUGGGCAGGACCCUGUGUCCUGCCAGGCACACGUCAACGAAGUCAUCAAAACCAUCAUCAUCCAUCAUGAAGCCAUCUUCCCCAGCCCUCGGGAGCUAGAGGGACCCGUGUAUGAAAAAUGCAUGGCUGGAGGGGAAGAAUAUUGUGACAGCCCACACAGCGAGCCAGGGACCAUCGAUGAAGUUGACCACGACAAUGGCACUGAGCCUCACACAAGUGACGAAGAAGUGGAGCAGAUCGAGGCCAUCGCCAAGUUUGACUACGUGGGGCGGUCCCCCCGUGAGCUGUCCUUCAAGAAGGGGGCCUCACUGCUACUGUACCACCGUGCCUCAGAGGACUGGUGGGAGGGUCCUCACAGUGGCGUGGAUGGACUCAUCCCACAUCAGUACAUAGUCGUACAGGACAUGGACGACGCCUUCUCGGACAGCCUGAGCCAAAAGGCUGACAGCGAAGCCAGCAGUGGGCCUCUGCUGGAUGACAAGGCCUCCUCCAAAAACGACCUCCAGUCCCCCACGGAGCACAUCUCGGAUUACGGCUUUGCGGGGGUGAUGGGCCGAGUGCGGUUACGAUCCGAUGGAGCGGCCAUCCCCAGGCGCCGAAGCGGGGGCGACACGCACAGCCCGCCCCGGGGCCUGGGCCCCAGCAUAGACACGCCGCCCCGGGCUGCCGCCUGCCCCAGCAGCCCCCACAAAAUUCCCCUCACCCGGGGGAGGAUCGAGAGCCCCGAGAAGCGGAGGAUGGCGACGUUCGGGAGCGCCGGCAGCAUCAACUACGCUGACAAGAAGGCGCUCUCCGAAGGGCACUCGACGAGGUCGACGUGCGGCUCCACCAGGCACAGCAGCCUGGGGGACCACAAGUCCCUGGAAGCUGAGGCCCUGGCAGAAGACAUCGAGAAGACCAUGAGCACGGCUCUGCAUGAGCUGCGGGAACUCGAGAGGCAGAACACAGUCAAGCAGGCGCCAGAUGUGGUGCUGGACACCCUGGAGCCCCUGAAGAACCCGCCAGGCCCCAUCAGCUCAGAGCCCGCCAGCCCCCUGCACACCAUUGUCAUCCGCGACCCCGACGCCGCCAUGCGCCGCAGCAGCAGCUCCUCCACCGAAAUGAUGACCACCUUCAAGCCAGCCCUGUCUGCCCGCCUGGCCGGCGCCCAGCUGCGCCCGCCCCCCAUGCGGCCGGUGCGGCCCGUGGUCCAGCAUCGGUCCAGCAGCAGCAGCAGCUCGGGUGUGGGCAGCCCAGCUGUGACGCCCACCGAGAAGAUGUUCCCCAACAGCUCAGCCGACAAGUCGGGCACCAUGUGACCUGCAGGAUGGGGCGGCACCGCCCUGCCCACUGUGGCACGCCAUGGCCAAGGGUGGCCUCUGUGACCUCAGUGAACGUCCUUCCCAGUGCUCCAGGCCUUGUCAGGCAGGGACCAGAAGGCCAGCCUGGGAGCGUGUGUGUGCAGAGCUGAGGCCCGGGCACCAGCCGCAGCUCACGUUCAGC